Messenger RNA from Musa acuminata AAA Group (dessert banana), 566 nucleotides. RefSeq names its product putative glutaredoxin-C14. NCBI's taxonomy places the organism in Eukaryota, Viridiplantae, Streptophyta, Magnoliopsida, Zingiberales, Musaceae. The record is from RefSeq and is a predicted model, not a curated record. The transcript has a single exon. The coding region runs from base 71 to 382 and encodes 103 amino acids.
UUCAGCAACCACAUCCCUUGAUCAAGGACUUGAGAUCCACAUAUCAGUUGCAUUUUCUUGGUGAGAUAAAAUGGACAAGGUGAUGAAGAUGGCAUCACAACGAGCAGUGGUAGUCUUCAGCUUGAGCUCAUGCUGCAUGUGCCAUACUGUUUUGAGCCUCUUCCAUGACCUUGGUGUCAAUGCCACCAUCCAUGAGCUCGACGAGGACCCAAGGGGGAGAGAGAUGGAGAGGGCUCUUGCCAGGCUUGUGGGGCGUAAUCCGCCGGUGCCAGUAGUAUUCAUUGGCGGCAAGCUGGUUGGAUCCACAGACAGGAUCAUGUCACUGCACCUUGGUGGUAAACUGGUCCCUCUUCUUCGUGAGGCAGGUGCUCUUUGGGUAUAGAUAGUGAAUUCUGCACUCUGAUAAGAAUCAGCUAUAUAUGAGAAGUGGACAAAAAGAUUACCUAAUACGAAAUGCGAUGUGUGAAAAUAAACUAUAGAGUACGACUUUAUGUGUACAAACUCGUUACAGAUCAUACACCAUGUACCUUUGACACUAUAAUGAAUAUUGGUUAAGAGUUCUCUUA